AUGAUGACCGCAUUUGCAAACCACAUACUCUUUUCGCCUGACAUGAAGUUACGCCCUCGCAUUGGCAUCGUGGAUGACGACAUUCCAGGCUUUGCCGAAACCUCAUGGAACUUGCUCAUUCGUCACGGAUCUGAUUCUCCCUCACUUGACAACCUGGCGGUGAAGCAGCAGGCGUCAGUGCUGACGAGGCUCAGCCACGGGUACAACUGGCUGCUCAGGCUGAACAACGUGGCAUUCGUGCUGCUCAUAAUGGCAGCACCAGUCCUCCUCGCGCUCAUCUUCACGCCGCUCUUCCUCACACUCGCCUCCGGCUUCGCCUUUCCCCCCGACAGCCCCGAGUUCGAAUCCCUCCACAUCCACACUAUCCUCUCCGGCCCGCUCGCCCCGCCUCUCGACCAAUGGGAGCGCGCCAGCAGGGCGGGACCGGCGGCGGUGGCGCUGUGCUGGGUGUGUGCUGCGCUCGUGCGUGCGGGGCAGCAGCUCUAUGUGGUUCUGCACUUCUUCCUCUUCGCGCUCGCCCCUGCAGGUGCUCUCUCCUUGCUCAUCCCCUUCCUCCCUUCCCCCACCCUGUCUUCCAUUUCUAUUCCUUUUCUCCCACGUCCCCCCAGCCUCUCCCUCUGCACCACCUUCGGAGGUUCGCCCCUGCAGGUGCUCUCGCCCUCGGCACUCAUGCUCGCCAACCUCCUCACGCUGCUCGCACAGCUCAACUUCGUCUUCCUCAGCGGUGCAGUCUUUGCACGCAUCGGCCGCCCAGCAGAGACGGUGCGGUGCUCUCGCUUCAUCACGCUUGCCACUCAGCCCUUGACUGGCCAUGGCACGGAGAAGAGAAGGAUACUCACGGCGCGGUUUGCCCUGGUGGGGCUGAACUCGCACGAGCUGGUGAACGUGAAGGUCGCCCUCUCGCUGCGCCUCUUCCUCCCCUCCCCCUCAGGGGUUGUGCACUGCUCCUUGCAUGAUCUCGAGCUUGUGAAAUCCGAUCUGCCCUACAUGCGCUUUGGCUUCAAUCUGCGCCACAUAGUGGACGAAUCGAGUCCCCUGCAUGGCCUCUCUCUCAGCAACCUGCUGGCAGCAGAUGCGUCUUUCUCUCUCACCAUCUCCGGCCUUGAACGCACCACCAUGCAACCUGUAUUCGUGGUGAAGGUGAGUCAACGCAGUCAACGUGAGUCAAUGGGAGUCAAGGCGAGUCCCUUGCACAGCCUCUCUCUCAGCGACCUGCUGGCAGCAGAUGCUUCUUUCUCUCUCACCAUCUCAGGUCUUGAACGCUCCUCCAUGCAGCCAGUGUUUGUGGUCAAGGAGUACUACGCCUACGAUGGUGAGGUGCUGUGGGACUACAAGUUCCUCCACCUUCUCUGUGCGCCUUGCCAUCUGCCUCUCAACCAUUCUUUAUGCCCCCUGCACUGCACCCCUCUUCACUCCUGUUCACUCCAUGCUCUUCACACUGCUGUUUUCUGCACGCUGCUGCUGCACUGCAGGAGUACUAUUGCGUACGAGGAGUACUAUGCGUACGAUGGCGAGGUGCUGUGGGACUAUGAGUUCCUCGACCUCAUACGCAUCGCAUCCGAUCUCGUUCCCACUCUAGACCACUCCCGAUUGGACGCCGUGACACCUGUCAACACUCACAGCUGA
This is a messenger RNA of Closterium sp. NIES-65, 1626 nucleotides long. The record is from the annotation of a GenBank genome assembly. Lineage: Eukaryota; Viridiplantae; Streptophyta; Zygnematophyceae; Desmidiales; Closteriaceae.